GUCAUCAGCCUGCGCAACGGCCGGGCACCCGGCGGUUCAGGUCGCUUAGAGAGUCGUAGGUCGGGUAGUGCGGGUCGCGGCGGGGGCUGCGGAGAGGGUGCGUAACUGAGGGGCGUGAUGGGGGAGGCGGCCGUGGCCGCGGGGCCUUGUCCGCUGCGCGAGGACAGCUUCACGCGCUUCUCGUCGCAGAGCAAUGUGUAUGGGCUGGCAGGCGGCGCCGGCGGGCGCGGUGAGCUGCUGGCCGCCACGCUUAAAGGCAAGGUGCUCGGCUUCCGCUACCAAGACCUCCGACAGAAAAUCCGGCCAGUGGCCAAGGAGCUGCAGUUCAACUACAUUCCCGUGGACGCGGAGAUUGUCUCCAUUGACACUUUCAACAAGUCACCCCCCAAGCGGGGUCUGGUUGUGGGGAUCACGUUCAUCAAGGAUUCAGGGGACAAGGGCAGCCCCUUCCUGAACAUUUACUGCGACUAUGAGCCCGGCUCUGAGUACAACCUUGACUCCAUUGCCCAGAGCUGCCUGAACCUGGAGCUCCAGUUCACUCCGUUCCAGCUGUGCCAUGCAGAGGUUCUGCAACUGUGGUCGGUCCUGCAGGACGGCCCCAUCUCCCGAGUGAUCGUGUUCAGCCUCUCAGCCCCCAAGGAGACCAAGGACAGGCCAGCACAAGAUGAAUACAGCGUGCUCGUGGCCAGCAUGUUGGAGCCAGCAGUGGUGUAUCGGGACCUGCUGCACCGGGGUCUUGAAGACCAGCUUCUCCUGCCCGGCAGUGACCAAUUUGACAGCGUCCUCUGCGGCCUGGUCACCGACAUGGAUUUGGAUGGGCGGCCGGAAGUCCUGGUGGCCACCUAUGGACAGGAACUGCUGUGUUAUAAGUACCAGGGCCCAGAGUCGGGGCUCCCUGAGGCCCAACACGGGUUCCGCCUACUGUGGCAGCGGGGCUUCUCGAGUCCCCUGCUGGCCAUGGCUCACGUGGACCUGACCGGGGACGGGCUGCAGGAGCUUGCCGUGGUCUCCCUGAAGGGCGUGCACAUCCUGCAGCACAGCCUGAUCCAGGCCUCAGAGCUGGUCUUGACCCGGCUUCGACAUCAAGUGGAGCAGAGGAGACGUCGGCUACAGGGGUUGGAGGACGAGGCAGGUGCAGGGCCAGCUGAGAAUGCAGCCUCUUAAGCACCCAUGUACCCACUCUUCCCAGACCUGGGGCGACUCAUGGCGUGCUCACCGCCACCCGCUGGUGGGGGGUGUCCUGAAGGACAGGAUGCUCUCCUCAGACCUCCCCAGGGUGGUGAAGCUAUAUCCUGAGACCCAAGCUAACCUACUCCUCUCUCUGUGCCUCAGUGUCCCUAUUUGAAAGCAGGGAUGAUCCCGACCCACCCUGUCCACUCUCGAUGAGAAUUGGCUAACUGAUGGUUAUUUAUAUGUCCAGAAGAACAGCAUUUCCCAGU
This is a messenger RNA of Piliocolobus tephrosceles (Ugandan red Colobus), 1439 nucleotides long. RefSeq names its product kaptin, actin binding protein (gene KPTN). The coding region runs from base 118 to 1164 and encodes 348 amino acids. Gene Ontology annotation, molecular function: actin filament binding. Gene Ontology annotation, biological process: cellular response to amino acid starvation; negative regulation of TORC1 signaling; actin filament organization. Lineage: Eukaryota; Metazoa; Chordata; Mammalia; Primates; Cercopithecidae. The transcript has 9 exons. Gene Ontology annotation, cellular component: KICSTOR complex; actin cytoskeleton; lamellipodium. The record is from RefSeq and is a predicted model, not a curated record.